Messenger RNA from Ustilaginoidea virens, 285 nucleotides. RefSeq lists its product as uncharacterized. The record is from RefSeq and is a predicted model, not a curated record. NCBI's taxonomy places the organism in Eukaryota, Fungi, Ascomycota, Sordariomycetes, Hypocreales, Clavicipitaceae. The transcript has a single exon. The coding region runs from base 1 to 285 and encodes 94 amino acids.
AUGCACUACAGGGUUCAAUUGAUCGUCGCCAUGUUUGCCAUGGGAGGCCUUGCGCGCCCCAGUGGUUGCCAGGUACAGCAAGGCCUGGAUUGCGACGACUUCAAAACGCCGGAGAAGCCCGAGCGCCCGCUUAUGUGCAACUUUCGGAACCAGUACAACGGCUACACAUGCUUCCCUGUCAACAGCUGCAAUCAAUGCGCCGAAAUGAACCCAGGUCGCAAGGUCUGGUGCGGGGUGAAGGCCCAUGACGCGUGGGUUUGCAACACUCCGCCCAAAGGAAUGUAA